Messenger RNA from Limulus polyphemus (Atlantic horseshoe crab), 3067 nucleotides. RefSeq names its product tetratricopeptide repeat protein 1-like. The record is from RefSeq and is a predicted model, not a curated record. Gene Ontology annotation, molecular function: protein binding. Lineage: Eukaryota; Metazoa; Arthropoda; Merostomata; Xiphosura; Limulidae. The transcript is spliced from 7 exons. Bases 458 to 1429 code for a protein of 323 amino acids.
UUAAGAGGUGCAGCACUUGUAGGCUUAAGGUUAAAAUAAAAUAGUGAAAGUGGUGUCGAUCUCAAACUUUAAACUAAAGAUUGUAAGAAUGAAGAACGUUAUCUCUAACUUGUAAUUAACUGUUAGUGUUAUUAUAAAUUUUCAUAAUCUUUUGCUUUUAACUUGAUAAAUUAAAAAAAUACUUUCAAAUAUAUAAAUAUUUUAAAGCAUGGCUAAAAGUGGUAGUGGUAGAUGAAUACUUCAUAACUUAAAGUUAUACUUUAAGUUUAAAUUAAACUAAAGUUAAACUUUUCAAGUUCAUUUUCAGUUUUUCUUGUAAUUUUCGUUAACAUUGUAAACAACAAAGAACCCUUGUCGAAGUCUUGCACAUAAAGUAGAAAAUCUGAUAAAAGCCUGUUUAACAAGAAAUACAUGGAAUUUAAAGUAAAAGAAGCAAGAAACUGAAGUGAAAACAAAGAUGGAACUUAAUAAAUCAUCAAGUUCUAGUGAUUAUGUACCAUCCAAUGAAGAGAUUAUAGAAGAACUGACUAAAGACUUGGAAAAAUCUGUAAGUAAACAAGUAGUAGAUGAAGACAAUGAAGAAAAAAACAAAUCUUCAGUAUACACCAGUGAUUCUUUAAGCUCAGAAAAUGCAUAUCCAAAGAAGUCACGUGACAAUUUUAAGGAAGAGCUCAGUGCUGAACCAUGUUGCAGCAAUAUUUUUCAAGAUAAUGAAAUGCAGUCAAAUGAGUGUCAAAAAGAUAAUGAACAGUCAGUAUCACAAGAAGAAGAUAGCCCAGAAAGUGAAAAUUCCAUUGUUUUGGAGGAAGAUAAAGAAGAGGAUGAGAUUGUGGUUGAUGAAGAAUAUUUAAAGGACUUAGAGACACAAAUGACAGAGGAAGAAAAAUUGGAAAAGAAAGAAGAAGCCCAGAGCUUGAAGAAUGACGGAAAUGAAAAGUUCAGAAAUAAGCAGUAUCUGGAAGCCAUUAAGUUCUACAGUAAAGCUCUACAGAUAUGUCCAUUAUCUUUUACAAAGGAGCGAUCAACAAUGUAUUCUAAUAGGGCUGCUUGCAGAGCAAAACUUGAACAGAAUGAAGAAGCUAUUUUUGAUUGUACAAAAGCUCUAGAUUUGAACCCAAGCUAUCUAAAAGCAAUUCUACGAAGAGCACAACUCCACAAGACAACUGAAAAGUUAGAUGAGGCUCUGACUGACUACCAGCAGGUGUUAGAAAUAGAUCCAAAUAUAUUAGAAGCACGUGAAGCUUGUAUGGUUCUUCCAGAACAGAUUAAAGAGAGGAACGAGAAGCUAAAAGCAGAAAUGCUAGGAAAACUGAAAGACCUUGGGAACAUGAUCCUCAGACCUUUUGGCCUGUCAACAGACAACUUUAAGUUUGUUCAAGAUCCAAAUACUGGAGGUUAUUCUGUGAACUUUCAAAACAACAAACGCUAGAAAAUGUGAAUAAAGCUUGUUAAGAAAAAUAUUUUUUAAUGUGUUUUUCUCACUACUAAGUAACAUCACUGGACCUCAGAAGCUUGAUUAACAUCUUUUUAUUUGGCCUGAUUGAUAUAAUACCAUUAGGAAUUUGCUUAACCUCAAUAGAAUAAAACAGAAACUAAAGUUGACCAAACAUUUACCUUACUUAUAUAUAUGACUUUCAAUAUAAGAAGAAUAGAUAAGUAACUACGUAGAAGUAUAUAAUCAUUCUUUUAUGUGUGUGUAUAUAUAUAUAUAUAUAUAUAUAUAUGUUACAGGUGAUGGCCAAAGUCAGGCCAGUGUCAACAAUGACUUGGACAAUGUUGUCAUUUCCCUCUGUUCUUGGGCAUUGAAGACUGCCAGGCCAUUUGCAAUAUUGUUUACAAAUUCUAAGUGACGUAGUUUUAAGUUUAGUAAAAUACAGUACUUUGGUCAUUGGCUGGGCAUCGAUAACAUUGCUUGAUUUACCUUGAGCCAUAGUAUCAUUUCCUGGUAGAUGUUGGUUUUUCACACAGUACUUUAGGACAAGAUUGGCUGGUGAAAUUGGACAUUGCUGUCAUUGGCUAGAUAUUGUCAUCAAUGUCCAAUAACGAGGAAAUGACAACACUAUUUGGCCAUUGACGAUGUUGCCUGUAACAUAUACGUACACAAAUGCACAUAAACAAGACAACCUUGAUAAGCUGAUGAAUCUGAAAAAAGUGGAAAGGAUGUUUAGUUUCAUAUAGUGACUUAUAUGUUUAAUUACUUUCAUACACACAUAAUAUUGUUUUGUGAUAAUUUUCAACUGCUUCAUUAAUUUUACAUCUAAAUAUAAAUUAUUAGUCAUUUUAUUGCACACAGAAUUUCCUUUAUGAUUUGAUAGCAUAUCUGUAUUCUAACAGUGUUUAAAUUGUAUUCUUAAAAACAUUUUUGCAUGUGUUAUUAUAUAUAACUUACAUUUACUUUUAUGAUAAACUUUUUUGAAAGCUUAAAUAUUUGCUGGAAUUAGCCAACAUACUGUAAAACUCACUUAAAAAUAAUGUUUCUGUCUAUAUGUGAACUGUAGCUGUAGUUUAGAUACCAAAUGUUGAACUUGUCUUUUUUAUAGGUUUAACCUGAGAUACCCACCACAUAUAAUAGAAUUUGAUAAAUAUUUCAAUAUACAUAAAAGUGAAAUUUUAUAAGUUGUUGUAUUAGGAGAAAAUUUAACAUUUUAAUAGUUAAGAAAAAUCUAAAAUAAAGUGUAAUAGCUGAAAUAAAACUUAAUCAAACUAUUUAAUAGCAAAGUAAUUUGUAAUGUUAUAGUGAGAAAAGAGAGUAAAAGAAAGGUUAGAUUUGGAACAGUGUACCUUCUUUAUGUAAUCUUUUAGACUUGAUGGUUACUUGUUAAGAUGUGAUACAUUUGCAUGCUUUGUGAAAUUUCCAAUACAUGGUAAUUUUAAUUACAGGGAAUUAUUUGUAUAUUAAUGUUCUGAUAUAUUAUAAAUAGCCUUUUUAAGAAUUACUAAGUUUCAAAACUUGUGUAUUUCAUACAUUGAGGUUAACUAGAGAUUAUGUUGAAGAGACCUGCCUGUAUAGUCUGGUGUGUAUGAACUGUGAAUGCAAUCUUAUUGAAUAAAAUUGGUUAUAAGCUGA